AGAGUGUGAGAAACUGCAGCCAGACCAGGACCCACACAUUCAUAUGGAGAUGUGGGACUAUAAAUAGGAGGGAUGGAGCCAGCAGAGAUCAGACUCUCUCUACAGAGACCUCUACAGCUCACACAUCCAGACAUGGCUCCUACAAUCACUGCAGCAAUCACCAGUUCUCAGGAGCAUCUGACUCUGAGCCACAAGCUCAGAAAGCCUCUGGUGGAGAAGUUACGCAGAGAGCGAAUCAACAGCAGCAUCGAGCAGCUCAAGUCUCUCCUGGGUCCAGAGUUCCUCAAACAGCAGCCAGACUCCAAGCUGGAGAAAGCCGACAUCCUGGAGAUGACGGUUUGCUUCCUCACACGACUGCAGCAGCAGCAUGGAGCUGUGGCCUCAGCAGCUGUCACUCAGGGAUUCUCCAGGUGUGUCCAGGAAAUGGUGCACUUCCUUUCUAAGGAGGACAUAAAGCUGCAGACCCAUAGUAAACUGCUGAAGCACAUCAACAACGUGCAGCUGUCCUCGGAUCAAACUCAGAAGAAGCAGGACUUUUCUUCUCUGAGCUCUGCAGUUCAGACCAGCAAAGAGAAGAGUUCGGGCAGCAGCGCCCCCUGGCGGCCGUGGUAGACACCUACACACUGGAGUCAUCACCAGACAAACAGAGACGACCACAAUGGUCCAGAGUUAACAGACUUAUCAUACUAAAUAGUAUAAACGUGUCUGUGCAAAGUGUUAUUCUUUAAGGUUCAAGUGGACUGAAUUGACAUUUUUUCUACACAGGUUUCAAAGAAAAUGUCAUGUUGUAGAAACAUAAUAUUGUAUUCUAUGAAUAUCUCUUUUAAAUGUAUGAGUGUGAUCAAACAUAAUAUUUUAGGUCAGUUCAGUGACAGGAAUGUAAACGUUUUAGCUACUUUCUGGUAGUAGUUUGCUUUGUCCAUCUACUCCGAUGGAGGAUAUCUGUGUGCAUUUUUGCACUGUAAAGUAUUACUGACCCAUGUUGGGUCUUAUUCAUUUACAAUUAACAUGUACUGCUGUGUCAGCAGCAUGAAUUAUAUGAAUCUAAAAGAUUUUUUCUUGAUAUGAGAGAAUUUGUUGUUCUCUCUCUGUUCAUCUUGGACAAUAUUACUCUCAUGUUGUCUUUUGUGAAGAUAAUGAAUGU
This is a messenger RNA of Betta splendens (Siamese fighting fish), 1144 nucleotides long. RefSeq names its product transcription factor HES-5-like. NCBI's taxonomy places the organism in Eukaryota, Metazoa, Chordata, Actinopteri, Anabantiformes, Osphronemidae. The transcript has 2 exons. Gene Ontology annotation, molecular function: RNA polymerase II cis-regulatory region sequence-specific DNA binding; protein dimerization activity; DNA-binding transcription factor activity, RNA polymerase II-specific. Gene Ontology annotation, cellular component: nucleus. The record is from RefSeq and is a predicted model, not a curated record. Gene Ontology annotation, biological process: regulation of neurogenesis; anterior/posterior pattern specification; regulation of transcription by RNA polymerase II. The coding region runs from base 73 to 612 and encodes 179 amino acids.